ACAGCACAGGUCCUUAGUCUGCCUGGCUGAGGAGAUGUCACACACCCUAGCUGUAGAAAAGAUGAACCUUUUAGUUCUGCCCUCCAUUCUGCUGGUCAUUUCUACUGCCCAUGCUUUCCAGUAUGCAGAGCUGGCACAGUACAUUGACAGCCAUCAAGAAGAAUAUGUAGAGGUUCUGCGGAACUGGGUUGCAAUUGAAAGUGACUCCAGCAACAUCCUGAAGAGACCAGAUCUACACCGCAUGAUGGAGAUUACGGCUCAGAAGCUGAGGCUGAUGGGAGGAACUGUAGAGCUGGUGGACAUUGGAGUACAAGAACUUCCUGGUGGACAGAUGAUAGCUUUGCCUAAAGUGGUGACAGCUCAGUUUGGCAAUGACUCCAACAAACACACAGUGUGUGUGUACGGUCAUGUGGACGUUCAGCCAGCGAAGCUGGAGGAUGGCUGGGCAACGGAUCCCUACAACCUGACUGAUAUUAAUGGUAAUCUAUAUGGAAGAGGUGCAUCAGAUAACAAGGCCCCGGUUUUAGCCUGGAUCCACGCUGUGGAGGCUUACCAGGCCCUCAAUAUGGAGCUACCAGUGAAUGUGAAGUUUCUCAUCGAAGGCAUGGAAGAGACAGGCUCUAAUGGUCUGGAUGCCAUGAUCCUGGCCCAGAGAGACACCUUCUUCUCUGAUGUGGAUUACAUAAUCAUCUCAGACUGCAGCUGGCUUGGCCAACGACCUGCCCUCACCUACGGCACUAGAGGCAAUUGCUACUUCUUUGCUGAGGUUGAAGGACCAAAACAGGACUUGCAUUCUGGAGUGUAUGGAGGCACUGUGAUUGAACCAAUGACUGACCUCAUUGGAAUUCUUGACACACUGAUCACCCCCAGUGGUAAGAUCCUGAUUCCUGGCAUCAGGGAGGCUGUGGCUCCCCUCUCUGAUGAAGAAUGGAAGUUGUACCAGGACAUUGACUUUGAUAUGGACAACUAUAAGAACAAGAUUGGUGUCAGUCAACUCAUGUACAGCAACAAGGUUGACUUGUUGGCCCACAUGUGGCGCUACCCCACGGUCUCCAUCCAUGGCAUUGAAGGGGCCUUCUCUGACCCUGGCACAAAGACCGUCAUCCCUGCUAAAGUCACUGCUAAAUUUUCCAUUAGACAAGUUCCCAACAUGGAUCCUGCUGUGGUAAAGAAACAGGUGUCAGACUACCUUCACUCUGUGUUCGCCAAGAGGAAGUCUCCAAACAAGCUGAAAGUCACUAUGGUGAUCGGGGCAAAGCCUUGGCUAGCUGACACUCAGCAUCCUCUGUAUGAGGCGGGGAAGGCUGCUGCCAAGACAGUUUUUGGCAUGGAUCCCGAUCUGAUCCGUGAGGGAGGGACCAUUCCCAUUGCCAGAACCUUCCAGGAUGUGAUGGAGAAAAGCAUUAUCAUGCUUCCCAUCGGAGGCUUUGAUGACGGGCUGCACUCCCAGAAUGAGAAAAUAAGCAGGUACAACUAUAUUGAAGGAACCAAGCUAUUCAUUGCCUACCUGAACGAGGUAGCCCAGAUUAAGAAGACAGUCAUGUAAUGCUCUGCAGUGUUAUGAAGUGAUCUCUUUAACCUUUCUAGGUAUGAGCUCUCCUUGACACAAGUCUGGUUUUAUAUUUUCACUCUGCCUUUACCUCUCUAUUAUCCAUUUGUUCUGUGUCAAGCCAAAGCUCUUAUUGAUCUCAAGCAUAUCCUGCCUCACACCUGACCCUCCAGUCUCUUUCUAUCUUAAGUGUUUUCAAAUCAAGCCUUUAAUUGAACUCAUAAAUGUACAGUACACUGGAAGAGGAACAAUGAAACUAUCUAUCUAUCUAUCUAUCUAUCUAUCUAUCUAUCUAUCCAUUUUUGUCAUUGUAAGUGAAUGUACAUGCUAUGACAUGCUUUUCUUCACUCACUUUGCAUAUGUGAUAUUUGUUUUAUACCUCAUAUAAUGUUAUACCGUAAGUGUGUGCCUGUCUUCUAGUAAAAGCUGUCCAGCAUGUACUGUA
Molecule: messenger RNA, 1994 nt
Organism: Monopterus albus (swamp eel)
Lineage: Eukaryota; Metazoa; Chordata; Actinopteri; Synbranchiformes; Synbranchidae
Gene: cndp1
Product: carnosine dipeptidase 1
Exons: 12
Coding region: 35-1546 (503 amino acids)
Biological process (GO): proteolysis
Cellular component (GO): cytosol
Molecular function (GO): metallodipeptidase activity
Source: RefSeq, a predicted model, not a curated record